Messenger RNA from Monascus purpureus, 1008 nucleotides. NCBI's taxonomy places the organism in Eukaryota, Fungi, Ascomycota, Eurotiomycetes, Eurotiales, Aspergillaceae. The record is from the annotation of a GenBank genome assembly.
AUGGUUGAAAUAGGACAUGUCAAACAGGGCUCGCCGGAGCCAGCAAACAUCGAGGCAGAUACAUUCGACGACACAGGCAGCGUUUCCGAUUACGGCAGCAGCAUCGCCUCCAGCACGACGUCCGUCAGCUCCUCCGUAUUCGAGUACCAGUACGAAAACGGUCGACGCUACCAUGCCUACAGAGCAGGCCAAUACCUACUUCCCAACGACGAACUCGAACAGGAUCGCCUGGACAUGACGCACCACAUCUUCCGGCUGGCGCUGGGAGGGGAUCUGUGCAUCACGAAGCUCGACCACCCCCAGCGCAUUCUGGAUGUCGGAACUGGGACGGGUAUUUGGGCUAUUGAAAUUGGAGAUGAAUAUCCAUCGGCACAGGUUCUUGGGACGGAUCUGAGCCCUAUCCAGCCUACAUGGGUACCCCCGAACGUGCAAUUUGAAAUCGAAGACGCCAACGAUGAAUGGACAUACGCGCCGAACAGCUUCGACUUCAUCCACGCACGCACCUUGGCGGGCAGCAUCUUCGACUGGAAUAAGUUCCUGCGAUCCUGCUACCGACACGCUAAACCAGGCGGCCACGUCGAGAUCGCCGAAGGACGAGCGAAUUUCUGGUGUGACGAUGGCACCCUUCCGGAGGAUAGCUACACUGCCAAAUGGCUUGCCGAAUUCAACCGGAUCGAACGAGAGCUGAACCUAAACUUCGACGUCUUCCCCUCCCUCUCCUCCCACCUCCACCAGCAAGGGUUCACCGACAUCCAAACGAAAGAGUUCAUCGUCCCUGUGGGCCCGUGGCCGAAGGAUAAGCGUCUGAAGGAGAUCGGACGGUGGUUCCUUCUGCAGUUCGUCGAGAGCGGACUACAAGCGUACUCACUGGCGUUGUUUACGCGGAAUGGCUGGACGGAGGCUGAAGUGCAGGUUCUCCUUGCUGGGGUUCGGGCGGAGCUUAAGCAGGUGAAGAUGCAUCUUUAUACAUAUUGCUCGUUUGUAACUGCGACGAAGCCACGCUCCUGA